This is a messenger RNA of Zonotrichia albicollis (white-throated sparrow), 771 nucleotides long. The record is from RefSeq and is a predicted model, not a curated record. NCBI's taxonomy places the organism in Eukaryota, Metazoa, Chordata, Aves, Passeriformes, Passerellidae.
AGGACGAGAGCUGCAUGUACAGCCCCACCGGGAAGGCGGCCAAGUGCCGCGGCUACCGCGAGAUCCCCGAGGGCAACGAGAAGGCUUUGAAGAGAGCGGUGGCCAGGAUUGGGCCCAUCUCCGUGGGCAUCGAUGCCAGCCUGCCCUCCUUCCAGUUCUACAGCCGAGGCGUGUACUACGACGAGAGCUGCAACGCUGAGAACAUCAACCACGCCGUGCUGGCCGUGGGCUACGGGGCACAGAAAGGCACCAAGCACUGGAUCAUCAAGAACAGCUGGGGCGAGGAAUGGGGCAACAAGGGCUACGUCCUCCUGGCCCGCAACAUGAACAAUGCCUGCGGUGUGGCCAACCUGGCCAGCUUCCCCAAGAUGUGACAACCCCACCCAGGCCUUCCCUACCCACUGCCCUGCCUCCAGCUUGGCCCCUUCCCUCCCAGCCCCAAAGGUGACGGUGCUCCCAGGGAGAAUUCUUUGUUUCCAUGAGAAAUUUCUCCUGGGAAAAGGGAAAUUCACCUGCAGGGAAUGGAAAAUUCACCUGCAGGGAAUGAAGGAUGAGUCCCCUCAACUCUGUUUUUCACACUUCUGCAUUCCCAUGAUCUGUGGAGGCCAAUCCACCCAGACAUGCUUCAGGAAGCAGGUUCCACACCAGCCUCUGCCUCAGGAGGAAUAUUCCCAAUGGAGAAGAAAAAUCCCUCUCCCUCCACCCUGUAUCCCAGUGGAGGCUGCUGAGAGUGAUCUUGACUUUAUUUUUCAACUAAAAUUGGGAAUAAGG